Molecule: messenger RNA, 804 nt
Organism: Triticum turgidum subsp. durum (durum wheat)
Lineage: Eukaryota; Viridiplantae; Streptophyta; Magnoliopsida; Poales; Poaceae
Source: the annotation of a GenBank genome assembly
AUGCUCGCCUCAUUAUCUUCAAACCCUGUCGACCCGAUGGAUCAGCUACCUGGAGAUGAUCACUCCUCCUACUGCCACGGCUACUCCAUCUCCUUCUCCUCCGGUGCCCACCACACGCAUCACCAGCACGCUACUCAGGCUCAUGCUGACAUGGUGAUCGACCACCAGCUACUCUCGUUCCUCAUGGAAGAAGCCACCAGCAGCAGCAAUGGCAGCUCACCCUCCUCCCCUACACCUCCCGCCUCUGCCUGGGACGCCGGCAACGGCAACAGCAGCCCACGCGGCGAGAUCAUGACGGCGCCUGCCGCGUGGCCGGCAUCGGAUCCUGGCAGGAGCGCUGGUAGUGCGCCGGACUCGCCGCUCAUCGGGGUGAGGAAGCGGCCGUGGGGCAAGUACGCAGCGGAGAUCCGGGACUCCACCCGCAACGGCGCCCGCGUCUGGCUCGGCACUUUCGACACCCCGGACGCCGCCGCGCUCGCCUACGACCAGGCCGCCUUCUCCGUGCGCGGCCCGGCCGCCGUGCUCAACUUCCCCGUCAAGCUUGUACAGGAGUCGCUGCGCGCGCUCGGUCUCGGCGUCGGCCGUGCCGCUGCAGCCGCGGGGGACUCGCCUGCUCUCGCGCUCAAGCGCCGGCACUGCAUCCGGAAGAGAAACCCCAAGAACAAGAGGAGGACGGGCACGUCGGCGACAGCGACGGCGGUGGCUCCUUCGUCGUCAUCGCCAACUUGCGUGCUGGAACUGGAGGACCUUGGAGCCGACUACCUCGAGGAGCUGCUCACCUUGUCCGAUAUGUUAGGAAAAUAA